Molecule: messenger RNA, 2367 nt
Organism: Oryza brachyantha (malo sina)
Lineage: Eukaryota; Viridiplantae; Streptophyta; Magnoliopsida; Poales; Poaceae
Product: alpha-1,3-arabinosyltransferase XAT3-like
Exons: 3
Coding region: 338-1801 (487 amino acids)
Molecular function (GO): glycosyltransferase activity
Source: RefSeq, a predicted model, not a curated record
CUGUUGGGAAAACCGGAUCAGAAGUCGAGAACAAACAAAUGCUAGAUCGGGCUUCAGCUUGCUUGCGUCGCUUUUACUGCGUUCAGAGUCAGGAAGUCUCGCAUCCCUUGUCUCCCUAUACAAGUCUGCUUCUUCUUCCCCUUUCUUGUAACCUUGUUUGUGUGUUAAGCUGUGGCUGUCACCGGGUCAACAGACUACCAUUUCAACCUCUUUGGCCUGUUCAACGACAGCUCAUACUUCCAUUGCUAGUGGUAUAAGGCUCAGAUUCUCCCCCAGGAACCAUCCAAAUAUCAAGAAAUUUACAAGGGAAGAAGGUCAGGAGGGGGAGAGGGAGGCCAUGAAGUCUAACAGGAACCUGACCAGGGGGGAGGGGAGGAGGCUGGGGAAUGCGGCGCUGAUAGCCUUCAUGCUGGGCUCCCUGCUGCUGCUCUCCCUCAUCAGGGCAAGGUUCUCCCCCAUUGGGAAACCAGGAGAUGCCAUCGAAGCCGAGGAACAGCAGGCGAUGGGGAAGGGAAGUGUGAAGAUGCAGACCCUUGAGGCCGCCGAUGAGGCUGCAGCAUCAGCUGCAGAGGAGGAGGAAGACGAAACGAAACCCAAGGCUGCCGACAGCGCAGUUGGCGGUGGCGGCACCGCUGGUGUUGCGGACCACCUCAGCAAGCCGGUGUGUUACGAGUCAAGCCGGCGGUCGGACACGUGUGAGGCCACCGGCGACGUCCGCGUGCACGGUCGCAGCCAGACCAUCCACAUUACCCCGCUGGAGCAGGAGUGGAAGGUGAAGCCGUACUGUCGGAAGCACGACGCCUUUGCGCUGUCGCACGUUAAGGAGUGGACUCUCCGGCCCCUCUCCGGCGCCGCCGCGGAUUGCACGGUGAACAGUUCGGCCACCGCGUUCGUGCUCUCCACCGGCGGUUUCACGGGCAACCCUUUCCAUGACUACACGGACGUGCUCAUCCCGGCGUUCAUCACCGCGCACCGCUUCGCUGGCGAGGUCCAGUUCCUAGUGAGCAGCUUCAAGUCGUGGUGGACGAACAGGUACCUGCAGAUCUUCCAGAGACUAAGCAAGUACGAGGUGGUCGACAUCGACAACGACGACGAGGUCCGGUGCUACCGGAGCGUGGUGGUCGGGCCGACGUUCCACAAGGAACUCGGCGUGGAUGCGUCGAAGACGGCGUCGGGGUACUCCAUGGUGGACUUCCGCGCGAUGCUUCGCGGUGCGUUCGGGCUGGAGCGCGCGGCGGCCGAGCCCAGCGGCGACCGGUGGGACAUCCGGCGGCGACCGCGCCUCCUGAUCAUCUCGCGGCACAGCUCCCGCGCGUUCCUGAACGAGCACGCCAUGGCGGACAUGGCGAUGAGCCUGGGUUUCGAUGUGCGCGUCGGCGAGCCGGACGUCAGCACGGACGUGUCCAAGUUCGCCCGUCUGGUGAACUCGGCGGACGUGAUGGUGGGCGUGCACGGCGCAGGGCUGACCAACAUGGUGUUCCUCCCCGCUGGCGCUGUGCUCAUCCAGGUGGUGCCCUACGGCGGCCUCGAGUGGCUUGCCCGCGGCACGUUCAAGGAGCCGGCGGCCGAUAUGCAGAUCCACUACCUGGAGUACAUGAUCCAGCUCGACGAGACGACGCUUAGCGAGCAAUACCCCAAGGACGACCCUGUGCUCAAGGACCCCUACUCCAUCCACAAGCAGGGUUGGAACGCUCUCAAGUCGGUCUACCUCGACAAGCAGGAUGUGCGGCCUCAUUUGGGCAGGCUCAAGAACACUUUCAUGGAGGCUCUCAAACUGCUGCCCCAUGGACAAGCUAACUGAUCAGUGACCGACCGACCGACCUACUUGCACUUGAUCAGGUAGUCACCACGAACACUUUCACCUACUUGUAGUUUUAUAGGCUAGAUAGAGAUCGAGGUUGAAGAUAUGCUAGUGGAUUGCUAGAUGGUGCUAAAGUUUGCAUAUUUCUUCUGUUCCUUUGGAUGUUGUACUCACUCACAAGUUUGAGUUCUCACUGCUCUCUCUGUAAGCAUCAAUCGGGAGCCGCAUUCCCUCUUCUCUGUUUUUGGCUCUUUUGUAUUUUGGGAGUAAUACUACAAAAUGUAGUAAUGGAGAAUAUGGAAUCUAAUAAGAAUGGAGGGAUUGCCUGGAAUCAGAUACAAGGGUGGGUGUGUUGGUGAUUAAAGAGAUGAGAAUGGAGUACCAAGUGCUACGUGCUGUGCAAAUAGUAUACAGUGUGAAGUGUAUCAAUGAUUUGUAUAGACUAGCCUCUCUUUUUUUCUGCUUGACCUAUUUGGUUAUGGUCAAUUUUUCUAUUUUGAGCGGUCUGCCAAUCCAUCUUGUUUCAUCGUAUGGAUCCAAUUAACCCUUUAUUUUAGACAUAAUUG